UGUAACGAUCAGUAUCCCGAUCGUUACUAUAAGAUUCAUUUCUGUAACUAUUAAGUAUGCAACCCGGUAUACGUUCACUCGCAUAGAGUGUAAUCUAAACUUGAGCCCAUUAUAAUUAUUUUGGUUGGUAGUAUGGUUAGUGAAUUUUACAUUUAUUCGUUGGCUCAUGGGUAAAUGACAAUUUCCGCCUGUUGACAGGACGGAAAGAAAGUGAAAGUUGAUGGUUACUUGAUCUUCGGUAGCCGUCUGCAAAUGAUGUGAUUUUCCAGCGACCGGUGUCUAGCCAUUUUAUUUUAUUUAGAAAAUAAUUAUUUAGUUGAAAAGGAAUGCAUUUAAGUUGGAAAGAAGUUUAUUUUAUGGUAUAAAUUAUGGUGAGAGUGCUGUUUUAGUUCCAAUAUCGGAGGAUUCUGGACAUUGGUCGCUGGAGAAUAGAAGAUUUAGUCAACAGAAAUAAGAAUAAUUUUUGGGAAAGAGUGGGAAAUUUUGGGACAUAUUUGGAAGUUUUGAUUUUAUUGGAAUCUUGGUUUUUAUGGAAUUUAUUUUUUGGAAUUCGCCGGUACUGAGAGGUAUCUCCAGUUGGUAACAAGGAUACACCUCCCUCCUAGGUUGAGGAACACCGCAAGCUACCUUCCUUGGGCCUCUGAUCAUUCCCUGGAAAGAGUUGGAGAACCCAUGGUCACUUGGUAGACCGGACAGGUUUUUAUAAGUCAAUUUGAUUGUAAUUUGUUUUAAUAAUAUUUGCACUUUUACCUAUUUUUUUUUGUAUCAAUAACUUAAUAAUCCUAAUAAUAGUAUACCUUCAUUUUCUUAAACAUAAUUAAACUAAACAAUAAUUUUUCAAAAAUUUUAUAUUUCAAGGUUAGCUCAUUUAUUUUAAAAUAGUAGGGGGGAUUAUAAACUAUCUGUAAAGAUAGUGUGCACAUUAUCUCAGUUUGAAUCCUUAUCGAAACUUUGAUUUCAUUGUCAGGUAUUAUACUUACGUUUAUCACCUCCGAACAGAUACGAUAUUGUCAGCCAAUAUUGGCUUCUUCAUUAACAACAAAUUUGUACAUACAUUUUUACAUUAAUUAACUUUCAUAUAUAAACCAUUCUUUUCAUAUUUUUCACAUAUUGUAAAAACCUGUGUUAUCAACAGGAGUGUCAUAGCUUAGUACGUCCGGUUUAGCUAGUGUAUAAAAAUUGUAUAUAGGGGUUAUAGGUUUGUUUCAUUAAAUUUGUUAGUUGUACCUAAAUAUAUGUUUUAUUUCCUAUAAAUUCGCAGAUCUAGGUCAAAGUAAUAGUACUAUAACAGUAAUAAGUAGAUGCAAGCAGCAGUAUAAGUCACUCGGUGAAGUAAAAUUCACCAGGCGCCCUCUUCCGUACUUCUAAAUAUCUUCUUGGUCAAUAUUUCUCUUCUUUUCAUUCUUUUUUAUUUUUAAUUUAUUUGCUUGAACACUUCAGUACUUUACUAGUUAUCGUCUUAUUUCGGGUGUGCAAAUUCGGCCUGAUCCUUUCCUGAGUCACACAAAAGGUCUCUUACAUAUCCAGCUAGCCAGCUCAAUAACACUUAACAAGCAAUUAAGCUACUCCUUCAAAGCUUAUAUAUAUUCUUCCACAUCACCUACAGAAUUGUUAUAAUUAACACAUAAUUUGUUACAAUUGACGCUUGCCAACGUGGUACCCGACUUCUCAAUAAGACAGUAUAAUAUAUUAUCUUCUUUUAUUUUGGUUGCUUUUGUUGAAAACUUUUCUAGUAAGUAUCUAUCUGGUUCAUUGUUGUAUAAUUUAGAGUUAUAUAGAGAUAUAUGUUUGUUCUUUUGUACGUUACUUGGAAAAAAGUAAUAAACUAGUGCACUUAUAUUGCUGUAUUGGUACUAUUUUAAUUUAUUUAAAAUAAUAAUCGUAAAUCUUGAGUAGGAUAAUAGUUGAACAGGUAUAUUGGUUGACAUUUCGGUCUGAUCGGUUUGGUGAUACCUGAUUUAGUUUGGAAAAUUUUGAAUGAUUUAUUUUUUUUGAUAUCUAGGUACAUUACUGAUUUUGAUCUAGGUGCAGCUGCAAUAUACUAUAGUUUUGCUAAGUUGUUGCAUUCUGUACCUAUAUAUAAUUUACAAAGAUUUUUUUUAUAUACAUUUACACUAAAUAUUUGCUUGAAUUAUUUUAAAUAUCUACCCCAAAUAUAUAUAUCUCGGUUAUAUUUGGUUUGUCGGUUUAUUCAUUCAUCGGUUUAGCAGCUCGUUUAAUAGAUUGUCGGUUAAUUGGUCGUUGUUGGGUUGGGUUCGGUUUGUCUUUGUUGGGUUGGGUUUAUUGUUACUAAAUUUUCACUACCACCAUGUGUACCUUUCAGCCAGAACAUUUGUUGGUUAAGGAAUUGGACUAUGAGCUGAGGAUCAGGGAAAUAGAGGUUGAAGAAGCCGCUAAAUGUGAUAGAAAACGCAGUCUAUUGCGUGGUGCUCUUAAACAAGAGCAAGGAAAUAGGAGUUUCCGACAAAUUUCAGCUGCAGCUAUUCCUUUCCUGGAACAACAACAGGGAAUAAAUGAGACACUAGAGGAUCUUACGCAAAAGAUAAAUAAUUUUAGAGGGACUGUCCAUGAUAGCAUGUAUUCUAGAUACAUUUCACGUCUUGCUCAUAUCUCUGGUCGUGUCCACUUAUUAUGUUGCUCAGAUGAGGAGCAACAACUUUACAAACGCUCUAUGUCCAUUAGGAUACUCAGUCUAGAAGGUGAACUCGAUUCUCGAGUAAAUCCUCUAGCCACGUCCACUCCUGUUUCUUCGGUUCAAGCCUCUAAUUCCUUGUUACAUCCCAAGCCUGUGCAGGUACAUAAGUGGGGAGUUUCGUUUUCUGGUGAAGGUCAUUAUGACCAAGUAAUUUCAUUUUUAGAUAGGGUAGAAUGUCUUCGUGUUUCGAGAGGUGUGAGUGAGGAAGAUCUUUUUUCGGCUUCUGCCGAACUAUUUACAGGCCAUGCUUUUACGUGGUUUAUGAACAACCGUGGUAGCUUUACCACUUGGACUGGUUUGGCUCAGAAACUAAAAUCCGAUUUUCUGCCUUAUUCUUUCCAAACUGAUCUCUUAGACGAGAUCAAGAACCACAAGCAGAAACCUGGAGAAUCAGUGACCAUGUUUAUCAACACUAUGUUAGGCAUGUGUAGUCGACUAGACACUCCUUUAACGGAUAGUUCGAAAAUAAAAAUAAUUUUAAAAUGUUUACUACCUUUUUACCAUGCCCAAUUGGCACUGGUUGAUAUAGCCAGUAUAGAAGAACUCACAGAAAAAUGUAAACGAUUAGAGGAAACUUUAUCUUGGUCUUUUAAUCCUCCUACAACCUCGCGAUUUAAUUCUGGUCCUGGUUUUAAUUCUCACUCCUCGAGAAAUCGUUCUUGGCAAUCUAGACCCCAUACACCGAAUGUGUCUGUGGCUACUUCUUCUUUUUCUUGUUGGAAUUGUCAGGAAGCUGGUCACGCAUUUCGGGAUUGUUCUAGACCCCAAACCCGGAUUUUCUGCCACGGUUGUGGUAAAGAUAACACACUGAAACGAAAUUGUUUUAAGUGUUCGGGAAACGAGCAUGCAGAGGCUCGUACCCUGAGCGUUCCUCAAACAGCAGCCCCAUCAGGGAAUAUGACCGCAGCUGUAGACGAAGCUUCAGGUCCAAUACCCGCCAGCAGUUCGAACACCUCUCAGGAAGGAAGAACCACUUCCAACCGGAGGCCAACACGCAAACCGAAAUCAGGGAAAAAGUAAUUGUUAGUAACACUUCAGUUGACUCGAGCGGUUUGCUUGAUCGUAGGUUAUUCCCUCCAGUCUUAAGCUGGAAUUUUAGUAAUAAGCAUAAUCAAGACGAGGAAACAGUUCCAAAUUCUAUACCAGGUUGUAAGUUAGUAAAUGAUAAUAAUAUGUCUAUGU
Molecule: messenger RNA, 3877 nt
Organism: Diabrotica virgifera virgifera (western corn rootworm)
Lineage: Eukaryota; Metazoa; Arthropoda; Insecta; Coleoptera; Chrysomelidae
Exons: 2
Coding region: 2309-3715 (468 amino acids)
Molecular function (GO): zinc ion binding; nucleic acid binding
Source: RefSeq, a predicted model, not a curated record